Exophiala bonariae is the source of this 366-nucleotide messenger RNA. RefSeq lists its product as uncharacterized. The transcript is spliced from 2 exons. The coding region runs from base 1 to 366 and encodes 121 amino acids. NCBI's taxonomy places the organism in Eukaryota, Fungi, Ascomycota, Eurotiomycetes, Chaetothyriales, Herpotrichiellaceae. The record is from RefSeq and is a predicted model, not a curated record.
AUGGGGAAACUACAAAGCCCACGAAGUCCACCACCCACAGCAUCGUCACCCACUCGCACGCUUCCACGCAUGGACCCUCCACCUCCGUACGAGGCAGGUUCAUCACGCUCGUCUUCCGCGCACAGCAACGACAGACUACAAGGCGGGGAGUCGUCGCAAAGCCGAGCCGAUCAGCGAGGAGAUAAUGCACCAGAGCUACGAACAGACUUCCAGCAGGAAGAACGUCCCGAAACCCGAUCAGAGCUGACCAAAGCAAAACCUGAAGACGGCUGUUGCACGUUUGGUAGAGGCGCAACGGGAUGCAUGGUGUAUGGGGAUCAUGCCCAAGGCUGUAUGAACUAUGGCGACGAUACCAAUGGAUGGUAA